AUACAUCUAAAUAUAAAUGAUUUUUACGUUGUUACUACUAAUUUAGAAAAUAAAUGCAGAUUGUAUUUCUAAUUAAUUCUUAACAUUUCCAAAAUAAGCUGAAUUAGUUUAUGUAAAUUUAACAAUAAUAAUGAUUAGGCAGUGAAGAGAAUUUCAAUAAAAAUAGAAGGAGAAUAUAUAAUUGGUUAUGGAAAUGAGUAUGAAGUGAAAGAUAAAUCUAAAAUAAAAUUAAAGUAAGUACCAUCUGGAAUAAUUUUUGAACCUUCUAAUUUUGAAAUAUACUGUCCAGCAAUUCAUUAAUUAUAGAAAAAGGAUAGUAUAAAAUGUGAAAUUUAGCUGAAUAUGGAAGAAGGAGAAGCUAGUUUAACUCAACAGAAGGCUAAAUUUAUUAUUCCUAUAGAAGUGGAUAAAGAUAUGAAAUCAAAUCCAGUUUUUGAAAUAGAAAAUAAUUUUUAGAUGAGAUUGAUGGAUUUGGCAUAAUAAUUAUAAAAAUUAGCAUAUUAUCUAGAAUAUGAGAAUUGUGACACUAUUGUCUAUAUAAUUCCAAAACCUUUAUCGAUAUCUAUAGAUCAAAUAACUUUACUGCAAAAAUAUUCAAAAUCAAUACCUGAAGGAGCUUCAACAGAAGAGAUAUCAGAGUCUAAUAAAGGUGAAUUGUAUGUUGAAAAUCUCUCUUUAGAUACUAAUUCAAGUAAUCAACAUUAUGGUUUAAUCGCGAUUGUAAUUGGAUUAACGGCUUUGAUAAUCAUCAGAGUUUUUACGUAAAAAUAAAUUCUAAUUUUACAAGUAAAAAAAAGGAGUAAUAGAGCAAUCCAGAUAAUUAACCAUUAAAUUAGCAGGAACUAUAAAAUUUAACAUGAUUUUAUAAAAAAAAUAGAG
Paramecium sonneborni is the source of this 879-nucleotide messenger RNA. Lineage: Eukaryota; Ciliophora; Oligohymenophorea; Peniculida; Parameciidae. The record is from the annotation of a GenBank genome assembly.